Molecule: messenger RNA, 2950 nt
Organism: Ipomoea nil (Japanese morning glory)
Lineage: Eukaryota; Viridiplantae; Streptophyta; Magnoliopsida; Solanales; Convolvulaceae
Product: putative leucine-rich repeat receptor-like protein kinase At2g19210
Exons: 13
Coding region: 50-2785 (911 amino acids)
Biological process (GO): protein phosphorylation
Molecular function (GO): ATP binding; protein binding; protein kinase activity
Source: RefSeq, a predicted model, not a curated record
UGGGUGUAGAAACAAGCUAAGUUAAUUAAGGUGCAGGAAGCUGAAAGUAAUGGACAAGGCAGUAAUGCAAGGCUAUGUUCGAGUAGUGUUACUGCUGCUUUCUUGUUUUGCUCUCACAAAUGUCGUCAACGGCCAGAAUUCUGCAGCUGUCUCAGAGUUCAUAAGCAUAGACUGCGGAUUUGCAGAAGGAGGUAACUACCCCGAAGAUGAAAUCGGCGGCUUACUUUACCAGCCAGAUAAAGACUUCUUAGAAUCAGGCACCGGCAUUAGCGCCACUAUUGAGCAGGGCUACAUCCACAACUAUACCGCCCUAAUUGGCAAGCCACUCUGGACACUCCGAAGCUUCCCAAACGGAUCUCGAAACUGUUACAACUUAAGCUCCGCGCAGGCGAAAGGGAAGAGGGUGCUGGUUCGAGCCAGUUUCUUGUACGGGAAUUAUGACGGGAAGAAUGAGAUCCCCAGUUUCGAGCUUCAUCUUGGAGUGGAACUGUGGGAUCGGGUGAAAUUGAAAGGCCCUUUGAAUGUGGUAAGGAAAGAGAUCCUGCACGUUCCGUCCUCCAAUUUGUUGCAUGUUUGCCUUGUGAACACGGGGGAGGGGACGCCUUUCAUUUCGGCACUUGAGCUGCGCCCAAUGAACGAGGCCGCCUAUGCCACCAAUGCAUCCGCCGGUAAGAAUGAGUCGUUGCUUCUUUACAGACGGAACAACUAUGGUGGUCAAUCUCUAAUAAGGUACCCAGAUGAUAUCAGAGAUCGGGUGUGGUACCCAUAUCCUGCUCCUCAAAACGGGACCGUUAUAACAUUAAGCCCAAUCCCACCAAGCCCAGGGCAGGGAAUACCUAAGAACGUAUUCGAAGUGCCUUCCAACGUCAUGGAAACAGCCAUCUCAAAUAAGGAAACGGGAGGGAAAGUAUUGACAUUUUCUUGGGAUCCAGAAGACUCGACAACCAAUUAUUAUGUGUACAUGCAUUUCGCUGAGGUAAUGAGGUUGCCACAGAACCAAACCCGAGUUUUCAACAUUUUAAUGAACAAUAAGAAGUGGUACGAGGAGCCGGUAUCCCCGAGUUAUUGGAACACCACCACUAUAUUCAUGACCAGACCUGCAUUUCAGUCAAAAUGGGAAAUUCAAUUCGUCAAGACUGAGAGUUCCACCCUCCCACCGCUCAUCAACGCCGUCGAAAUUUAUACGGUUAAAAGAUUCUUGAAAUCACAAACCCGCGAAAAUGAUGUCCAGGCUAUGGUGAAUAUGAAGGCAAGUUAUAGAUUGAAGCGGGACAAUUGGGUAGGAGAUCCUUGUCUGCCUGAAGCAUACGUAUGGGAAGGGCUCCAUUGCAGCUAUAAUGAUAAUGAUCCCCCCAUCAUCACACACUUGAAUCUGUCCGCAAGUGGAUUGGCCGGCAACAUUUCUCUUAGCAUAUCCAAUCUUAUAUCCCUAGAGUACUUGGAUUUAUCCAAUAAUGGCUUGACUGGACAAGUACCUAAUUUUCUAAGUCAAUUGUCAUCUUUAAAAGUCUUAAACUUAACUGGGAAUCACUUCUCGGGUCCAAUUCCACAAGAGCUUAUAGAAAGAACCAAAAAUGGAUUAAUACUAAGAAUUGAAGGUUAUGAGGCUACUUGUGGACCAAACAAUUGUGAUGAUGAUAAAACAACAUCGAAGAAAUUUGUCGUUCCAAUGGUUGCACUUGUUAUUAUAACUUUCAUCCUCUUGACUGCCUUGCUUCUCCUCUGCUGGCGACAAAAAAGGAAGAGAAACCAAGAAAUAGUGCGCAUGGGUGCAAAAUCUGAUAGGAAAGAUGGCUUUAAUGUGGAGUCAAAGAAUAAAAGUUUUACAUAUUCAGAAAUUCUGAAUAUCACCAAAAAUUUUAAAAGGGUUCUUGGAGAAGGAGGUUUUGGAACUGUGUAUCAUGGUUGUUUAGGGGAUGACAUUCAAGUGGCGAUUAAGGUGUUAUCUCAAUCAUCUGUCCAAGGUUACCAUGAGUUUCAAACUGAGGUAGAGCUUCUAACAAGAGUCCAUCAUCGAAAUUUAACUUCACUAGUUGGAUAUUGUUACGAGGGUACAAACACUGCUCUGGUUUAUGAGUUCAUGGCUAAUGGAAACCUGAGAGAUAUGUUGUCAGAGAGAACUAGUCAUGUUUUGAGCUGGAUAGAAAGACUCCAGAUUGCAAUGGAUGCUGCACAAGGGUUGGAUUAUUUGCACAAUGGAUGUAAACCACCUAUAAUUCAUAGAGAUGUGAAAACUACCAACAUUCUUCUAAAUGAGAAACUACAAGCAAAAAUAGCAGAUUUUGGACUAUCCAGGACUUUUGCGGUCGAAGAAAAAUCCUAUGUUUCCACUAAGGUUGUUGGUACUCCAGGAUACCUUGAUCCAGAGUACUUUGAAUCUCGUAGGUUGACAGAAAAGAGUGACGUCUUUAGUUUUGGAAUCGUUAUCUUGGAGUUGAUCUCAGGAAGGCCGACGGUGAUAAUGAAUGACAAGAAACCACACAUUAUACAAUGGGUUAACUUCUUCGUAGAAACGGGAGACAUAAGGAAGAUCAUUGAUCCUAAGCUGAAGGGAGAAUUUGAGGUGGAUUGUGUGUGGAAAGCAUUAGAGCUUGCAAUGGCUUGUGCUUCUCCUACUUCAAACAGAAGACCAAACAUGGACUACGUUGUCACAAAAUUGAAGGAAUGCUUGAGUGCUGAGAAGGCGAGAAAAGACGAAGGGAAUGAUGAUCAAGUAUUUUAUUCGGAACAAGUAUUAGAACUUAUGCCCAUUGCUCCAGACAAUAGCAUUAUUGGUCCUAGAUAGGAAAAUAAAUGGACAUGAAGAUUUUUACUCUGGUCUAUAGAUGGAUAUUCAUAUAUUCAUAUAUUUGUUAUUUUGAUCUUUGUCUUCUUAAACACAAAUUGUAAUUUUGGAUAUUUACUUUUGUUAUAAACUAUAUCAAUAGGACAAGCAAUAAUUAUAUUGUAA